AUGUAUAGCAAGAGAAGACAAAUGACAAGAAUCGGAACCUCAUUAAUGGCUCAUAACUUUGUCUACAUGAUCCCCAGAAGAUUGUCUGGAAGGCAGGGUCAGCCAGAACACGUGAGUCAUGCCGAGCAACAGCUGACCAAGAAGUUUCCGCCGUCGUCUUUCCGUCGGCUCGACAACAUGCAUUUGCCGUUGCAAUCGUCGACGUUAUGCUUAGCCACUUAG
This is a messenger RNA of Protopolystoma xenopodis, 222 nucleotides long. NCBI's taxonomy places the organism in Eukaryota, Metazoa, Platyhelminthes, Monogenea, Polystomatidea, Polystomatidae. The record is from the annotation of a GenBank genome assembly.